This is a messenger RNA of Plasmodium malariae, 489 nucleotides long. RefSeq names its product conserved Plasmodium protein, unknown function. The coding region runs from base 1 to 489 and encodes 162 amino acids. The record is from RefSeq and is a predicted model, not a curated record. The transcript has a single exon. Lineage: Eukaryota; Apicomplexa; Aconoidasida; Haemosporida; Plasmodiidae.
AUGGUUCGCCGAAAUUUAUUACUUAUCCUUGCUGUUUUAACGUUUAUUCCAAAUAUAUGGAAAAAUAAUAAAUGCACAUGUCAAGUACCAGCGCCCCUUGCGGAACCAGAAGAAGAUUUUCAAGAAGAGAUGGAUUCCGGAUUAGAAGGUGAAACAAAAACAGAACCAAAAGCAGAUGAUGGGAACAUAAAUAAUGGUGGAAAUAAUUUUAAUAAUUUCAAUUAUUUCAAUGGAGGAGAUUUUAACGAUGGUGGUGAUGAUGAUGAUGAUGAUGACGACGAUGAUGAUGAAAUUAUUGAUAACAACAACGAUGAUGGUAAUAAUGAUGAUGAGGAUGUAAACGAUGAUAAUGGAAAUGAUGAUAAUGGAAAUGAUGAUAACGGAAAUGAUGAUAAUGAAAACGAUGAUGAUGGUAAUGAUAAUGAUGAUGUAGAUGGCAAUUCCAAUAAGAGAAACAAAAAAAAAAACAAAAAAGGAAAUAAACAUUAA